Molecule: messenger RNA, 792 nt
Organism: Rhinocladiella mackenziei CBS 650.93
Lineage: Eukaryota; Fungi; Ascomycota; Eurotiomycetes; Chaetothyriales; Herpotrichiellaceae
Exons: 2
Coding region: 1-792 (263 amino acids)
Molecular function (GO): peroxiredoxin activity
Source: RefSeq, a predicted model, not a curated record
AUGUCCAAGACUCCUGCUGAAAUGAAACAGGCUUUUGUCUGUCAGCUGGGAGAGGCACAAUGGGACGAGACCUGGGAGAGCAUCGCCAAACUCAGUCCCGAACUGUUCGAAGCCAGCGUCAAUCUCAUCACCGUUCCCAGGAAGAAAAAAUAUCUCUCUCCCAAAAUCCAGCAGCUCAUGUCCAUCGCUGUCGAUGCCGCCUCUACCCAUCUCUACGUGCCAGGUAUUCGAAAACACAUUGAUGCAGCAUUGAAAGAGGGAGCCACUGCAGCGGAGAUAAUAGAAGUGAUCGAGCUGACCGGCACACUGGGCAUCCACGCUUGCAACAUUGGAGUUCCUCUAUUGGUCGAAGUGAUGAAAGAGGAGGACCUUUAUGACACACAUCCCACGGCAGGCAAACCCUUUGAUGAGCGACGAGAAAAGCUGAAGGCCGAUUUCACCAAGAAUAGGGGCUACUGGCAUACAUUCUGGGAAGACUUUCUCGCUCUGGAUCCCGAAUUCUUCGAGACCUAUCUCAACUUUUCAUCCGUUCCUUGGCUCAAAGACGUCGAUGGCACUGGCAAAGGUGGCGGAGCAUUGGAACCCAAGGUCAAAGAAUUGAUUUAUUGUGCCUUCGAUGCUGCCGCCACCCAUCUCUACGUUCCAGGCCUCAAAUUGCAUAUGAAAAACGUUCUGAAACAUGGUGGUACGCCAGAAGAAAUCAUGGAAGUUCUGGAGAUUGCCACACAGUUGAGUCUACAUACGUCCAAUGUCGCCGCACCCAUUCUGGCGCGGCAUUUGGGGAAGGCGUAA